AUGAUGUCUAUCAUACCAGAAAUCAAUGAUGAUGCUUGGAGUGUUAUGGAGUCAAGUUGGGAAGAUCUUAAAAAGUGGAAAAUGAAAGGAACUCAGUAG
Messenger RNA from Arabidopsis thaliana (thale cress), 99 nucleotides. RefSeq lists its product as uncharacterized. Bases 1 to 99 code for a protein of 32 amino acids. NCBI's taxonomy places the organism in Eukaryota, Viridiplantae, Streptophyta, Magnoliopsida, Brassicales, Brassicaceae. The record is from RefSeq and is marked reviewed. The transcript has a single exon.